This is a messenger RNA of Amorphotheca resinae ATCC 22711, 1872 nucleotides long. RefSeq lists its product as hypothetical. Bases 1 to 1872 code for a protein of 623 amino acids. The transcript is spliced from 3 exons. NCBI's taxonomy places the organism in Eukaryota, Fungi, Ascomycota, Leotiomycetes, Helotiales, Amorphothecaceae. The record is from RefSeq and is a predicted model, not a curated record.
AUGGCAGCCAGCUCAAGCUCCAUGCUGCAACCUGCUUCCUUUGGAGGAUACGGCAGGCAGACAGGUCCCUACGGAGGGCUUGAAGGCGUCGAGUUCGCCGCCAGAUGCCCUCCAGAUGUCCAGAAAGGCACGAGAAUUGUUGCAGUCUGUGGAAUACCGGGUUCUGAAGCGGCUCCACAGGAUGAUGGAUGGUUCUUUUCGGACUUUUUUCUAUUUUAUCAGAUGCUAGGCGGUCGACCUGAACUGCCCAACCAACUAUGGCUUUCAAGCUGCUCGCCCAGCGAUCUUAUCCGCAAACACGAGCGUUAUCUCCACGGACCUGCAAAUGGAAUCGCAGGGGAUCGAAGAGUUGUCAUGAACGAGAAAAUGCUUCCUAAAGAUGAAAUGAAGGCUGGCUUUCGUGUUUUCAAGCCAAGAGAUCUGCUUGAGAGAUUUCUUGCAACUCUCAAAGCUGAGAUUAGAGAAGCUGCUCGAACUAAGCAGCCAGUACUGGUACUUAUCUUUGGGCAUGGAGAAAAGAAAAAAUCGGGAAUUUUUAUUGGUUGUGAUGAAGGCUGCAACUUGAAACUGACACAGGCGAGACUCGCUUCCGUGUUGCGAAAAGAGGUUCAAACGACUCUGAUUUUGACAUCGUGCUACUCAGGCGGCUGGAUUAUGACCCCAAAUUUGAACAAAGAGUUUGACGUUAAACCUACGUUCAAUCACACCUUUCUCACAGCGGCGGGAUCCAAGAAUAAGAGCCUUUCCUGGGCAUUAAGUCAAAGCAUUGGACGACAAGCUGGAGGAAGUGUCUUUGCAACAUGUCUUCUCAAUUCCAUCAUCACGGCCUCUGAUAGAACAGAGGGCUUCUACAGCGGGGAAAGAGAUGCCUCUGAGGAAGGGGACAUGAAGGGAAAACUCGUCAGAGUACAUGAAGAUGACGAGGGAGGAGAUCUUUCAAUGGCCGCUUUGACACAACAGAUCGUCUACGAAUGCGAAGCACGAUAUGGGACACUAUGGGACAUACACAGGUUUUCAUUUGCCUCCCAAGACGACAUUUGGUCCAAAGCAUGGGGGAAGAGGACUGGACUUCCUCUCUUGAACUACAAAGAGAAGUGGGAAAGCCUGCCAGAAGCUCCACUCAGCAAGAAUAUCUACCCACCCGCUGGUCCCCUUACUGGCUCUAUCAUGUCAAAAAGCCCCAAUGCUCUCUAUAAUAUUGUCAGAGUCAAAGCGAUUACAUAUAUGAACUCGAUUCCGGGCCCUGAUAAUUUGGGUGGGAACACCAACUGCCAUCCCGGGUUCCGCAAGUUGGUCGAAGGGACUCGUUUAGAAUUUGACGAACUUUAUCGACUCAACGAGAUCUUAGACUACCGGCAAAGUCAGUUAGGGCUAGCAGAAGUAUAUUGUCAUGCCCUGGAGAUAGGUGUGCCGGAAGAUCGACAGAUUGACAAAUUUGAUGAAUACGGAUGGCUGCGUUUCCAACACGAAGCAAAGAAUGGAAGAUCGACAGAGCGUUCGAAAUUUGCCACUGACAUCUUACAGAGAUUUGAUACCAUUAGGAGUUGGGUGUUUGACCUUCGCAUCUUCGACUAUCCACUUCCUCACCAAGGGCUUGAUUAUGAUAAGCCUGAGGCCUAUCUGGCUGUUAGGUUAGCGGAGGGUCCGAUGCCAACCCAGCAGAUCUAUAAGAAGUUGGAGGAUCUCUUGCAAUAUAAAUUAGAAGAGGCAAAACGCGCAGCUCGCUCGCCUCUUGGAGAAGCUGUUCUCAAUCAGCCCGACAUUAAAACCAUGCGAGAACGGCUGUAUAACACUGUGGGCAGGCUGAAGCACAGAUUUCGGUCUUUAUCACCACAGAAAAAAAAGCCGCCUAGAAGGCAGGAUGGAAGCUAG